Molecule: messenger RNA, 1869 nt
Organism: Fonsecaea nubica
Lineage: Eukaryota; Fungi; Ascomycota; Eurotiomycetes; Chaetothyriales; Herpotrichiellaceae
Exons: 4
Coding region: 1-1869 (622 amino acids)
Biological process (GO): transmembrane transport
Cellular component (GO): membrane
Molecular function (GO): transmembrane transporter activity
Source: RefSeq, a predicted model, not a curated record
AUGACCAGCGGGACUGGCCCUACCACUGACUGUCGCCAAACUCCGCAUUCGUCGUCCACUUUCUUCCGCAAAUCUGCCAAGGAUGGGUCAUUCACGCCACUCAAGCAGUCGACGAGCCUCGUCCGAUCGCAGGAGUUCAGCGUUGUUGAGAGUGUGGCCGUCCAGGAAGUAUCGACCGAAGACGAGACCCCGGAUGUGGCCCCAACAACAUGGUCCAGAUCGGUGAGGUAUCUGGUCUUGCUUUGUGCCUUCUUGACCAGCCUGAGCUUCGGAGUAACACAGGUGCCGCUGUUAUAUGUCUUCAGGCUCAUGACUUGUGAUGCGUACUACAAAGACCAUCCCUCGGGACUGUUGCAUGGAGUUGAGCGAUCGCCCACGGCAGGGACCUGGACAUCGAUCCUCUCUGCCGCAAUGGUUCCAUCAGGCUAUUCCAACCGUCUAAACACCGGAGACGGCACUGACCGGUGUUCUAUCCACCCAAUUGAAAGCGCAACAGCGCUAUCGGUGUCCUUACUGGGAGCCAGCACCACCGUUUUUGGCACAUUGAACCUCUUUCUGACGGGCACCUUGAUCAAACGCAUUGGUGUCAAGCCAACAUUGCUGACCCAGGUAUUCUUCCCUGCCCUCAGACUAUUGAUACAAAUUGUGGGCGUCGAGGUCUGGGGCACCACUGGCAUAAUCAUCAUCCAAUGUUCGCAGAUCGUUACCAUUGUGGGUGGGCCGAGUGGGUAUAUGCUAGCGCUGAACACCUUUAUCACCGACGUCGUGGAACACGAAGGCCGGACAGCCGCGUUGGGGAGACUGACCGGGAGCAUGAUGUUCGGCUCUGCGUUGGGAUUCUUGUUGGGUGGCGUGGUGGCUGAGGCGUUUGAUAUCAAAGCCCCCUUCCGUUUGACCUUAAUGCUCUUUUUGACCUCCAGUGCCUAUGUCUUUGCCUUCUUGCCACACAUCCCGCCCCAGCCAAGAGACAUCGACGCGGACCGGACCACGGCCAGAAAAACAAAGAUGACCUCGGCCUUCACCAAGUUCUUUGGCCCUUUGAUGGUGUUUGCGCCCCGGAAGUUCAUUACAAGGGAUGGCAUUGUCAGGACCGAGUACGGUGCAUUCCUGCUUGCAUGGGGAGUCUUUCUCGGAAUUCUAGCCACAGGAUAUCUGCCCACUUUGCUACAGCUGUAUUCAACCGAUGUCUUUGAUUUUGGCACCCAGCAGAACGGUGGCCUCAUUUUCAUGUACUCCAUGUUGAGGGGCGUAUUCUUGACAUUUGCAUUUCCGAAAUUUAUUGCCAUCGGCAGGAGAUGGACAAUGAAGAGAGAGCAGCAGGAUCUGGCAGAUACCCAAGAGUCCAGGUCGUCGGAGCGCGCUCCUCUCUUGAGAGACUCCCGACAGCAAGCGGGAAACGGCACGCACAACCCAAAAGACAAAGAAACCCCAAAGGAGCAAACAUUUGCGUUUGAUUUGACGUACACGAGAUUUUCGCUGGUUGCUGAUGGACUUCUGACACUGCUUUGCUCCUUCGUUCGCGAAGGUUGGCAAAUGUAUCUUGUUGCAGUUGUUCUGCCUUUUGCUGCCGGAACUGGCUCGGCCGCAAAAGGGACAGUCCUUCAAAUGGUGGGAAGCUCUGCUACCAGCAGUGAACGGACAGAUGCUCUUGCCGGGGUAUCUCUGGUCGAAAACAUGGCUCGACUGUCGACAACGUUUGUCUUUGGUGUUAUUUUUGCAGCGUUUGCCAGUAUUGGAAGGACAGAGCUUGUUUUCACGUGCAACGCGGCUGUCGCGUUGAUAGGGUUUGGGGUUUUGCUGUUUGCGCGCUUUCCACCCGAAGGGAGCCGCAGGCUUGAUGAAAAGGACGACGUGAAUCCUGCAUUAUGA